CCCAGCUCGACGCGCACGCGCUGAAUUGAUUCCUCCACUCCGUCCGGCCGGCCGAUCCCCACAGCUGUCCUCCAAUUAAUCAAGCACCAUUUCUCCCCUCCCACAACUCAACGAAUCGCCACCUCCCCGUCCCCACCGCCAUGGCUUCCCCACCAACCCCUUGCCGCCUCGCCAUCCUCCUCCUCGGCGUCCUCUGCUCCGCCGCCGCCGUCGCCGCCGCGCGGUACGCCCCGGCGGACGACCACCUCCUCGCGUGCGGCGCGGAGGCCGCAGCCGUCCUCCCCGACGGCCGCCGCUUCGUCCCGGACUCCGGCUGCGCCUCUACCCGCCUCCGCUCCCCCGCCCCGACCCUCUCAUCCGCUGCGCCGCCCGGCUCCCCGCCGCCGCCUUCCCCGCUCCACGCCUCGGCACGGGUCUUCUCCUGCCGCGCGUCCUACGACCUCGCCGUCCGCCGCCGCGGGCGCCACAUCCUCCGCCUCCAUUUCUACCCCUUCGGCCCCGCCCUCUCCGACUCCCGCUUCCACGUGGGCGCCGGGGGUUUGCUCCUCCUCCACAACUUCAACGCCUCGUCCCCCGUCAUCAAGGAGUUCAUCCUCCCCGUGGACUCGGACGUCCUCGUCCUCACCUUCGUCCCUGACUCCGGCUCGACCGCCUUCAUCAACGCCAUCGAGCUCGUCUCUGCGCCCGAGGAGCUCGUAGGCGACAUUGGCACCCUCGUCACGUCCGGCGGCGCCUCUCAGAUCGACGGGCUUUCGUCUCAGGUGUUUGAGACUCUCUACAGGAUCACCGUCGCCGGUCGUAAGGUCACGCCGUUCAAUGACACGCUGUGGCGGACAUGGGUUAACGAUGCGGACUUCCUCGUUGGCACGGACUCGACCAACUACAAGGUAUGGUCGUUCAGUGGCCGGAUCGCUUAUCCCAAGGGUAGCAGGCAGAUGACCCGGGAGGUGGCUCCUGACAAUGUCUACAGAUCUGCGAGAUCAGUGAAGCCAGGGGCCAAUGUGACUUGGGGUUUCCCCGUGCCCGCUAGCAGCCGGUACCUCGUGCGUAUGCACUUCUGUGACAUUGUUAGCAAGGCGUUGUAUGAGCUCUACUUCAAUAUCUACGUCAAUGGCAAUCUUGCAGUCAAGGAUUUCGAUCUCUCUAGCACCACCGGAUUCUUGGCCUAUCCUUAUUACAUCGACUUUAUUGUUGACGUGGAGGAUGAGGGGAUGCUGAAAUUGGCCAUCGGUGGCUUGAAGCAGAGCAGAUCUGAUGAAGUAAGCGGUAUCCUUAAUGCGCUGGAGAUUAUGAGGAUGAACAAGACAAGUGGUGGUAUGGAUGGAAACUUCCCAAUUGCGCUAGACAUGGAGUAUGGGGUGAGUAAGGGGAUCGGGGAAGUCGCCCGCUCCCUGCUUUGUGGUUUCAUCUUUGCUGGGUUGUUUGUGGCUUUGGUCAUGCUGGUGCUGAGGUUGAGGAUCGAGCUGAGGAAUAAUGGUACAGCUUGGUCUUGGAAACCAAUGGACUCCGGUGAAGGGAAAUUGGCUAAAGCAUAUCAGCUUGUGCCCAGUAAGGCAGACUAUUGAAUGAUAUGAGCUUAGCAUCUUUGAGGAGCGGCAAACUACAGCUGUUGUAUGUAUCUAAUCUCGUAAUAUUUCUAUUCAGUUGUAAGUAUUGUAGUUGUAGUUUUACUUCAUACUCCUUUCAUGCUUGAACUUUGGGUUGUCUGAGCUCUGCUAAUGGAGGACAUGCUCGCUAUAUUGUAAAAGUAUUUUACCCCAGAUGUCUCUGUAUUGCAACUACUUCACUUAUUCAGUUCAUUUUCUGAAA
This is a messenger RNA of Panicum hallii, 1809 nucleotides long. RefSeq names its product probable receptor-like protein kinase At5g24010. The coding region runs from base 141 to 1565 and encodes 474 amino acids. Gene Ontology annotation, molecular function: protein kinase activity. The transcript has a single exon. Lineage: Eukaryota; Viridiplantae; Streptophyta; Magnoliopsida; Poales; Poaceae. The record is from RefSeq and is a predicted model, not a curated record.